GAUUGUUAAGUCAUGUGAAAUGUAAGUCUAUCACGUACAGAUUUUUAUGAUUUCUGUUAGGAAUGUGAAUAAAUGCUUCACGAUACAAGAGUGAGUAUCUGAUUUCCAGUAGAGAAUAAAGGCGAAGAGGGUUAGGCUUGAUGAUAAGGGAGGGUUAUUUAGAAGUACGAACGGAUUAUGACCUAGGAAUCGAUGGAUGCAUAGUUUGAGUGUGUUACUAGAUUUCAGUGAUAAAGAAGCUAUCCAUCAUUAUCGUGCACACGUAGUCAUGUAGGUCUCAUACUGUAUCUUCAGUUCCGACUGUUUCCAAUUUAUCGACAUAAAAACUGGAGAUUACAUUCAACUAACAUACCAUUCUAUGCACUGUUAUUUAAUUUCCUUCAACAUUAUUUUUCAACUUAAGCAACUCAAAAGUUUUAUGAUUAUACUUUGAUAUUUCUAAUGAAUUCUUCAUUCGAUCAUUAUCUCUCAAUUCAGUAUUCACUGUUACUUCCAUCAAAUAAAUGUGAUUCUAUCGCAUUACAUUUUUUAAAGAAGAGUGAAUCAUGUUACGCUGUUUGUCAUUCAUUGUUGAUACAGUUUAUAAUAUGUAAGGUUUCCAUAUCAAUAAGCAGUUACUUUCUCUCUUAAUAAACGUAAUACUAAUCAGUGAUUAAUCUUGUGACAUAAGUUAUCUGAAUCACCUUACUGAUUGACAAACUUAUUAAAGUAGUGAAAUGUUACUGUUAUCGUUGUUUUUUGGUUUAUUCAUUGGCUUCAAGUUUAAAAAAAUUAAUGGUGACCUGUGAAAAAGAGAUGUAUUAAUUUACGGCGUGACUAUAAUUUAUGGACGAAGCAAUAAAAUUAGACAGUGAGUCUUGGAUUUCGGUGCGGAAUUCAUUUAAACAUAUGGUUAUAUAGAAUUAUGUCAUUAUUGUCGAUGUCAGUUCGCCAUGAAAACCCUUACUCUAAUUCCUUGCCCUAAUCCAACUCUAAAUACCAAUUAUAAUUCUUCACACUAAUUAAUAACUGAUAUAGUGACCCAGUCAGAAGUAGCCUAAUGAGAAGGCCAGUCGAUGAUAAUCAGUAGUGAUCUGAAGGACAAAUGCACUUCAUUGGACAGGAAGUGGAUUAAUUUCAUAAAGGGUAGAGUUGUAUAAAUAUGAGUAUUUGAGCGUUUAUCCGAUGGCCUAAUGUGCCUUCUCGCUCAAGUAGUCAGUCGCGGGGUUUAGCGCCUAGCACAUCGUGCAUCACUAUCAGAUUCCGGACACCUCCUGUCACAACAGUAACGCACUUUCGAACAUAGCAAACUGGCGAAUUUCGCCAAGGUUUCUUAAGCGUCGCUCGAAGUCGUCCAAAAACUAUAUUCUUACCUUAAAUUACAUCAGUGUUUGUAUCUUCAUCUUGACUCAUAUUCUGUAUGCACUAAUUCAGCCAUUAAAUUGUAAAGUUCCGUUGAGUAACUAAUAGUUUUCUGUGCUUUCUAACCAUUAACAAGCUUUAAAUUCUACUAUAAACUUCAAAAAAUAAAAAUGAGGUUAUUCUACAGCUUCUUACGGAUUGAUUACAUACUAUGUUUCUAGCGCUAAUAAGACUUCCAUCAAAUAUAUUGAGAUUAUUUUUUAAACAUUCAGUGACUUGGACAAUAUUGAUUAAUUAUGACCUUAUGCUGAACUCAAUAUGUAUACAAAAUGUUAUUCAGAAUGGUUUGUAUUCAGUAGGUUGGUUAUAAUAAGGAACAAACAAAAAGAAACUUCAUCAGUAUUUAGUGGAAUUCGACGAUUGUGACGAAGUGAAUUCUGACAAUUUGAUUAUUUAUGGUAGAACUCAAGCACCACGCGUCAGUAGAAUAUAAGCCUGUGAAACCAGUAGGACUUUGAUUAAAUUCGAGUAUUGUAAUCACUCUAUAUUAAUGCUGAUAAUGUGUUAGAAUGAAAUCCGACAUACAACGUGUCAUUUAUUUACUUAAUUCUAAACCUAAAUAAGAAAUCAAUAUAUUUUAUUACGAUAGUUCUGAUUUCACUGUAAUAUUAAACACCAAAUGAUGUUAUUUUUAAAUUAUUUAAAGAUGAUAACUACUUGGUAGAUGUUUUUACCUAGUUUUGAACUCUUCGAUUACAUACACAAGUAAAAUCUCAUAGAUAAUUGGGUCCAGAACAUGUAAGUAAUACAAUUGUUUACUGUUUUCUAGUACAUCCAGACUUUAAAAUUUUUGGAUCUGAAUGAACAUUACUUACAGUUCACAUUAAUUCAAAUCAGUUAACGUUUCCAAACUUACCAUAUGUCUUGUGUAAAUUUUUGACAAGAUUAAUAACUAUGAAGCUUAUCAUCAUUUCUCGUGGAAACUAGACAAAUGAAUAGAUUGAUAGUUGUUUUCAUUUUUUUUAGAUUUAACAAAUACAAUAAAAUCUUUUUAGAGUAAGAAGUCAAGAACUAGUUUGGGAUAAAACCAAAGUGUUGUUGAAUUGAUUGCUUACGAGGUUUCUAGAAUAAAGCGAUUGUGGUUAGUAGCAGAAUCUAGAAUGGUAGUUUCGUUCUAUUCGAUACUUGUUAGCAGAGUGUACUUAUAUUUUGGCGAUGAUCUUUACAGAAGGAAUCGAGCCGAAUACGUUAGCUUUCAUUAAUAGUCUGCUAGUUUAAUAAAUUUGUAUUUUGCUAAAGAAGCUCGGUCUUCAUUUUCCAAGCUCUGUGUUUGCUUAGGGUUGUCUUUAAAAAUGUGAGUUACGUUUUCACUAAAUUAACCAUAGUUGGGAAUUGCGCAGGCAUAGUCCUUUCUGACGUCUGAUUAUAAUGUAAAAUGCUUUUUAACAUUAGGUGUCUAUUAGCGUAAUUUAUGAAAUCGUUCUGCCGUUGUAAGCUUAGCUUGAUUAAAAUCUUGUAUAAGGACUUGUAUUUGAUUCAAAACGAUAGUCUUCGACAGUCAAUCUUCAAAUGUUAUCGUUUAGUAUCCUUUUCACGACUAUUUAAUAUAUAGAUUUCUGAAAAGAAAAAAGUUUUAUUAUUAGUAGAGAUAGCACCUAACAGUGGAGUCCAGGACGUGCAUUUCGUCCUAUUUGGGACAUGUCUGUUGGAUAUACCGAACAGGAUGUACAUAUACCAAUAGAAAACUGUUUAAUUGCAGUCCAACACAUCAACAGAAAUAUUCAAACAAUCAGUACAAUAAUCGACUAUACAUAUCAUAAAUACAUAACACAAAUUGCUAUUCGGGUAAGUGAAAGUUGAAAUUCCAAGCCACUUAAAUUGAUGAUAGUAUUAUUUGAAGACUAUACAUUCAGGUAACUUAUUUUAAUGUUCUGCUUAUUCUAAUAUCUACCUUUUUAAACAGACUUCGCAAAUAUCUGAUUCAGUUCAUGUAUUCCCGAGUGAACCACGUGGAGUAUUAAAAAAGAAACCUCGUUUCGCUGUUCCAAUUAUUAUUGAAAGUGAAGUUGAAAAGGAAGAUGUAACUGAUAAAGUAAAAUCUUUUAUCAAUGAAAAUGAACUAGUUGAACAAAUGGACAAUAUUUCGUUUGAGGAGUAUUCCGAAAAAGUAACUGAUUUAGAAUGUCAAGAAAUAUGUUCAAUUACCGAACAGAAUGCUCGUUUAGAUCAAUUAACUUCACGAAUUUUUGCCACUAUUCUACCGGAAAAUGUACCUGUUGAACAGUCGAAACAAGAUGUGAAACAGGCAUAUAAACGUUUAAAUAUGAUAACAAAUGGUGCACAAGUUUUGGUAUUCAAUUGUUCACAAACUAAUUUACGUUUGGACAGAAUAUUUCAAAAAGUUCAAAAUUGUGUAUUCUCUUUAACAAGCUUUCCUAAUUUAGCAACAAUGGUUGUAUUUUGUCAAAAAGUUUAUGAUUGGUUAGCACUAGAUGAAUAUCACAUAAUUCUACUUCAUGCUGAAGGUGAACAAGCAAAAAUUCGUUUAAUGUUACUUGUUCUUGCAUUGGAUUCAUUCUAUGGAUCAAUUAAUAAAUACCGGAAUAACGACACUUACUCCCUACGACGUUAUAUUUCAUCCCAUCUUAAUGGCUUCCCUCAUGUUCCGGUUGGUUGGAUGAGAUACGCUGGUUAUAUGGAAAUAUUCUCACCAACUAACAGUUUAUACAUUCUACGUGCACCAUUACAUAUCUAUCAAAUAUAUUUAUAUAAUUUUCCUGUUUUUGAAAAAAAUAAAUUAAGAUUAUACUUUAAAUUCUAUACUGGUUCUCCUCCUGUACAUAUGUAUACUACAAACCUUUACGAAUACGAACGAACUGAUUCUGCAAAUCUUGUGUUGAAUUUCCAAUCUAACUCCAAUCGUAAUAUUGGUCUACAAUUGAGUGGUGAUAUUAUAAUAUUGGCUUACCAUUCCAGAAGUUAUCCUUUGAAACGUAUUCGACUAUUUCGAAUUCAUAUACAUUCCUGUCAAGGGAUCGACGAUUGGAUACGAUUUGUACCAAAUGACUUUGAAGAAAUUUCGGGAUCUUUCCCUUCCUCGAUGAGCUUAAUUCUAAACCUUACUUCGAAACCCAUUCCAUUAACUGCUGAUGAAAAAAUCCAAACAAAAGUAGAAAAUGUAUCGAAACAAAAAACUGCAUUUAAUAGUCAUUCAGAUAACCUGCUUGAUGUUCAAAACAAUCCUGAAGAUCGUUCACGUUUACAUGAUUCAUUAGAAAAUUUAUCGGAAUCAAUUAGAUCACGUCAAUUACCAUUAAGACUAGCCCCAUGUUUAAAUAAAAAAAAUCAUUUUGAUUAUUUAGUUGCCGAUACAAAAUUGGAUUCAACUUUAUGCACCUCCAAAUUAUCACAUAUAGAUGAUAGUAGAAUAAAUAAUCGUGAUGCGUUACAUAAUGAUCAAAAAAUGAAAAGUUGUUGGGAUCCAUGGAUGAAGACGAGUAUAAGUCAGCGAAUUAACUCAAGAGCUUAUGAAUGUUUAGACUCUGGACUUGAGGGUGUACAAGAAGAAUUCGAUAAUGUGACUGACCAAGAAGAAGAAAUUGACUACAUAGAUCAUAAUCAAAAUAAUAAUGAAAUAAGAAAUCCCAUAAAUAAAAACAUUCAAUCAGAAACUGAUUCUUUAAAGUCAAAUAAUACUGAUCCAAAUGACAGAAGACAAGAAUCUGAAUCAUCAUCUUCAUCAUUAUCUUUCAAGAAAUUACGUCCUAAAUAUUUAUUUCACAUUGGAAAGUCGAAACAUAAAAAUAUUGAGUCUGUAAACGAUCUCCAAAUUGUUGGCACAACGAAACCGAAAUCCGAAAAGGAUUGCAAUGAACAAGAAUCUAUGCCUCCACCACCUAGUACUACUGUCUUAAAAUAUUCCAAAAAACAUAAAACUAUUGCCACCCGUAUUGUCAAUUUUUUCUCAGCUCAUUCUAAACAUCGUAAAAUGGACAGCAAUCAGUCAAUUAAUGAUUCCUCAAUUCACUCAUCUGAUUCACCAAACAACAUUAACCACCUAGAUUACGAUGAUUCAUCAGAAUUAAGUUUAGGUCAACAAUCAUCCAGUGAAAUUUCAACCAGUAAAAGAAUCAAUCAAAAAACACAAGCAUGCGAUCGUGGUAUUCCAACCGACAAACUUGGUCCUCCUUGUAAAACUCGGAAAUUAAUAUCUGUUGGCACUUCUACACACUGGACUGAGCCUGUACAAACUUUCUAUCCAACAGAAGAUUUAGUCGAAGCAGCACGUUAUCUUAACAUCAUGGCCGGAACACAAGAACUUGAUCGUUUAUUGGAAGAAUUACGCUUAACAAGUAUGAAUAUGGCCGCCGGUCUUCCUCCUCCAUCUAAUACGCAUUAUAAUUCCAAACCAUAUUAUUCUUCACAAACAUCACGAAAACAAUUGUUUCAUGAUGAAGUUUAUCCAGAUCAUCGAUAUGCUCCGAGUAGUAGGUCUGCUUCGGUCACUGGUUACAAUACUGAUGCACAUAAUUUUAAUGAUUCUUUACGCUCAAAUUAUCACAAACAUUCAACCUUCUAUUCAGAUCGAAUAGAUAAUAUCGGAAAAAGUACCAGUAAAUUUAAUUCCUCUUUUUCAACACCUCCACGACAUCAGUCGGUAUUUACGACAACACUGAAACAACGUCCACCUGUUGCUCCUCGAAAAUUCAAUCAAAUUCAUUUAACUAUUGAUCCUGACUGUGGAACCACAGACGCACAAUCCGCUGUUUCAGUUCGUCUUGAAAAUAGUCAUGACUCUUUUAGACGUGAAAAAAAACUUGAAAAUGAUUUACAAACAGCAAGAGAAGAAUUAGCUAAUCUUAGACGUGCAAUGAGUUUAGUUGAUGAAAGACAUCAACGUAUUGAAAAUAUAAAUGAUUCUAGAAAUCUAAUUUCACCAAGUCAUUCAGUACCAAGACGAUCACCAAAUAUGGAAACACAACAAUAUUUAAGUACAAGUUCAUCAUUUCAACGAUCUUAUCAAGUACAACAGCAUAGUACUCCAGGAAGUGUCAACUCAUAUCAACAAAGAACGUAUCCUAGGAAAGAGCCAACAUCUAUUUACAAAUCACAAAUUAUUUCAAAUGAUGGAAAUUUCUCAGCUCCUAAACGUGCAAUGAGUCAUACAAAUGUUUAUGGUCCACGAUCAUGGAAUUUACGAUCAUAUCAAGGAUCUGAGUCUGAUUUAGCAUAUAAACGUGAAAUGUUAUCAUCAUCAUCUUCACGUUUGGCACGUAGUGGUUAUUCAGCCAGACGAGAACGUUUGAAACAAGAACGUGAACAAGAAUUAUUAAGGCAGACAAGAUUAAGACAAAUGGCUGCUUCAUCAACUGGACUACAUGAUCACCGUCAUUAUCAACAAUCUAAUGUCCAACAACAACAUUACCGUUCAACUUCAGCAGUUAAUGAAAUCGGUCGAAAGGAGAUAAUCCAAAAGAGAUCUAUGGGAAAUACUGAAGCCUUUGAAGAAUUCGAAACAAUUACACUACAACCAAUAGGUCGAGGUGUACAAGAUCUUGAUUCACAUGUCGGAUCAAUGACAACACUGGCACGAGGAGGUGGUGCUUCGUCUAUGAUUGAAGUUCAUAAGCAUACAUUUCGAACUCCAAGAAUGUAUUCACCAACUUCGUAUCAUUUCAAUCGUGCUCAUAGUACAACACCAACUCGUUAUAGUAGACCUACUAAAGGGUUUUCCAACGGUUUAUAUAAAAGUCACUCUGCUUAUAGUGGUUCAGUUGAAACAUGUCCUAUGUUUAAAUCUCAUACACCUGAUCCAGGACGCGAUAUUACUGGUUCUCCUUUGUGGACAGCAUUGCCAAGAAAUUCAAGUACAACACCUACCACUUGUAAAACAUGGAGAAGCGAAAGAAAUAUAACUACUACACCACUAGGACAAAUUACUUAUGAAGAUAUGAUGCCAAAUACACAAAUGGCAAAAAUUCAGGUAUUAGAAUCAAGUGAAUUACCAACAACAUUGUCUCCAUAUUCUAGAAAAUCUGCUAGUCUACAGCCAAAUGAAGUUGUAAAAAAAGAUAUAAGAGUGUUUGAAUCCCCAUCGGACAAUGCAAUAUUGAAUAAUUAUUUAGAUAUUCAUGAAUCAGAAAUGACUAAUUUGAAAAGAGUUGUCUCUUUAAGAAAACCACCUGAACGUUCUAGAUUAUGGGCUCUUCCUGAUAGUAUGAAAAUUUUACGUUCAUCAGAUGGUUUUAUGGCUGAUUCAUGCUAUCCAAAUGAUGUUGAUAUUGAUGAAAAUGAGGAAUUGAUUAAUCAUCAAUUCAAUCUACCGGAACCUGGAAAAACUACAUUGAAAACGGAAAUAAAUGGUUUAAGUCAAAUUGAUGAUCAUCAACCUCCACGAGCAAGCUCACGUACAAGUUUAUCACGACAACCAUUUGCUUCAACUCAAUAUCUCAAUAAACAAAAUUAUAAUCAUGAUGGAGAACAGACAAUUUUCAUUAAUCGUGUUCAACCAACAUCAAGUACCCCAGUUCAAAGUUAUCCACCCAGUAGACUUGGUACACAAUCUGUCUAUUCAGAUCAUAUUACUGUCUCAACUACUCCACAAACAGUAACUGCUCCGACAAAAGUUGUCAGUAAUUUGAAUGUUUUGACAAACACUAGAAAAACGAGUGAACUUACCGAAGUCCCUAUGCAAAAUGGAUGGAAAUCUGAGAAACCUAAACAAGAUACAGUAGAUAGUGGUAAUAUGCCUCAAGUGAUUGCAACUGCACGUGUUUGGUAUCAACCUAAAUUAUCCAGAGAAGAAGCUAUAAGUAUUUUACGUCAACAAGUCCCUGGAAGUUUUCUUAUUCGUGAUAGUACAACAUACAAAGAUGCUUUUGGUUUAGCAGUCAAGGUUGCUACACUUCCACCAAAAGUUACACCAAAAUCUAAUGAUCUUCAAUCUGAACUAGUUAGACAUUAUUUGAUAGAAGCGGUUAAUACACCUACUAAAGGUGUACGCCUUAAAGGUUUUGCAAGUGAACCAGUAUUUCCAAGUUUAGCUGCCCUAAUCAACCGACACACACAAGAUGCUUUAGCAUUACCUUGUCGAUUAAUUCUCCCAGCCAUUCCAACUACACCGUUACCACAUGGAUAUAAGCCUCCACCACAAAUUGUAACUGGCUUACCACCAAAUACUACGGAUACAACAAUAAGUAAUCAUAUUUCACAAUCGAAUAAUCAAUAUAUUUCGAAAGUUGACAGUGCUACUGGGCCAGUUUCAGAAUUAGGCUCUGUUAUAAUGGAUAAUGUGGAAAUUGAUUGUACAAAAUCAGUUACCAAUACUUCUACAAUGGGUAUAGAAGGUCUGCCAUUCGAAUGUGUAAUUAAAGAUGAACAUCAUAAACCAGUGAUGUCGCAAAGUCUGCUUAAUCAAGGCAUGACAUAUAGAUGUUUCAUGUUAGGAUCGGUAGAUACUCCACAGUGGAAUAAUGAACUAUGUUUCUCAAGAGCAGUUGACCAAUUAAUUCCACUGGAAACUUUAACAGCAUCUGAGUGUGAUCAUGGUAUUAGUCGUGUUCGAUAUUCAGAUAUUCAAUUACAUGUUAGCGCACACGAUGGAAUUACAAUUAUAGAUUUACUAAGACGGUUAUUCCUUCGACGCCAUCUUCCCAAUAAUAUAUUAUUGUAUUGUGGUAUAGAAACUCGAAAAAAAGAAUUUAUUCAUCCCGAACAUCAAAAUCAUGGUAUACGAAAUCCUAAAAUCUUUGGAUUAGUUGUUCGUAAAGGAAUUAGUGAAUGUACAUGUCAUAUAUUUUCUGAAUGUGAUCCAGUUCAUUCAGCUGAAUCUAUUGUGAAUUAUAUACGAACUAUCUAUCCUCAUUUAAAGAGUUAA
Messenger RNA from Schistosoma curassoni, 9217 nucleotides. The record is from the annotation of a GenBank genome assembly. NCBI's taxonomy places the organism in Eukaryota, Metazoa, Platyhelminthes, Trematoda, Strigeidida, Schistosomatidae.